AUGGUCAACACCGUGCGAUUCCUGGUUCACCUACACCGGCGACGCUUCAACCAAGCGUGCGAGGUCUAUGGCCUCGGUCCCUGCGCGCCUCUGGACGCCGUCAUCGACAUCCGGGCGGUUGCAUACGCCAUCGGCAGUUUUGCUGGGUACUCUGCAAUGCGGGCUUUGCGCGAGGUGUGUCAGGCGGCCCGAUCAGCCGCCGCUGACAUUCUGGACCCCUUGUGCCCAGGCCACCUCUACCUCUGCGGUGGCUUUGAAGGAGCUCUGGCUUUGAGCUCUGUGGAGAGAUUAGAUCCUCACGCUGGUGUUUGGGAGGUGCUCCCACCAAUGACAGAGGCUCGUCAGUACACCUGCGCAGGAGUCAUGUCCGGCAAGAUCUAUGUUUGCGGCGGUUGGGCUGGACCCCAACCUGUCCGAAGUGUGGAGUGCUUUGAUCCGGACCUCGCAAGGUGGUCGCCCAUGCCGCCGAUGCUGGUAGCCAGGCGUUUCUUCUGCCUUUGGCUACAGUCUGUGACACGACGCAUCAGUACAUCAUGUAGUAAAUAUCACUUGGCACCAUGGUUCUGGCAGCAAAGCUAA
Messenger RNA from Symbiodinium natans, 579 nucleotides. The record is from the annotation of a GenBank genome assembly. Lineage: Eukaryota; Dinophyceae; Suessiales; Symbiodiniaceae.